AAUUUUCGUUUGCUUCACUUCGGCUUAUCUUCUGAUCCAAGAUCUCGACUAUCUUUCUCGACAGAGAUCGUACAUCUGCGUAUCAUUCUCCGUGAAGUCAAGGAGUCCUCGAAAAAAUAUCAUUAAAAUGGCCGAAAUACACGAUCAGUUCGAUACCAUUCUUAUCCUUGAUUUUGGUUCGCAGUACAGUCACCUCAUAACAAGGAGAUGCCGCGAGUUGAACGUGUAUGCUGAGCUUAUGCCGUGCACAACAAAGCUGUCAGAUCUCAAAUUCAAGCCCAAAGGAAUCAUCCUCUCUGGAUCUCCAUACUCCGUGUACGACGACGAUGCACCUCACGCGGAUCCGGGUAUCUACACCCUGGGUGUCCCUAUCCUUGGUAUCUGCUAUGGCCUCCAGGAGCUCUGCUGGAAUCACAGCGGUCAAGUGGCAAAAUGCGAUCAUCGCGAAUACGGGCUUGCAGAGGUGCAGAUCAGCAGGUUCGGCGAAUCGGGAAACACUGUCGAUGCCCUGUUCGAAGGACUCGGCGAUCAGAUGCAGGUCUGGAUGUCACACGGCGAUCAACUGUCCGUCAUGCCUCCUGACUUCCAUGUGAUUGGACGGACGAGCACCGCUCCCUACGCCGCCAUUGCACACAACUCCAAGGCAUUCUACGGCAUCCAGUUCCAUCCAGAGGUGACGCAUUCUCCACAAGGAAGACAGCUCAUUGGUCGAUUUGUGUUGAAUAUAUGUCAAUGCCAAACGAACUGGACGAUGGAGGAAUUCAUUGGCAAGGAAAUCGCUCGCAUCCGCGAGAUAUGUGGCCCGAAAGGACGUGUCAUCGGCGCGGUCAGUGGUGGCGUCGACAGCACUGUCGCAGCCAAGUUGAUGCACGAGGCAAUCGGCGACAGGUUUCACGCCAUCAUGGUGGACAACGGCGUGCUUCGUCUUAAUGAAGCACAGCAAGUCAAUGACAUGCUGAAUAAAGAUCUAGGCGUCAACCUGACCGUAGUGGAUGCUUCUGAACUCUUCCUCUCGCGGCUAGAUGGUGUUGAAGACCCGGAGCAGAAACGUAAGAUUAUUGGGAACACAUUCAUCAACGUCUUCGAGGCAGAAGCAGCUAAGAUCGAGGAAGCUGCCGAGAAGGAGGAGAAGAAUGGCGCCGAAGCCAAGGGAAAGAUCGAAUGGCUAUUGCAAGGUACCCUCUACCCGGACGUUAUCGAGAGCAUCAGCUUUAAGGGCCCUAGCGCGACCAUAAAGACACACCACAAUGUCGGUGGGCUUCUCAAGGACAUGAAAUUGAAGUUGAUCGAACCCCUUCGCGAGCUCUUCAAAGAUGAAGUCCGUGCACUUGGGAGACUCUUGUCGAUACCCGCACCUUUAGUUCAACGUCACCCUUUCCCAGGUCCUGGUCUGGCUAUCCGGAUCUUGGGUCCUGUAACACGCGAGCAGGUGAAGAUCCUGCAGCAAGCGGAUCAUAUAUUCAUCGAGGAGAUUCGCAAGGCGAAUCUCUACAAUCAAAUCAGCCAGGCUUUUGCUGUCUUGCUCCCUGUGAAGGCUGUUGGCGUAAUGGGCGACAAACGCACAUACGAACAGGUGAUUGCCCUAAGAGCGGUGACAUCGGAAGACUUCAUGACUGCAGAUUGGUACAUGUUCCCUCCCGAAGUCUUGCGUCGGAUAUCUUCUCGCAUCACGAACGAGGUAAACGGAAUUAAUCGUGUUACUUAUGAUAUAUCCUCCAAGCCUCCUGCUACUGUGGAGUGGCUCUGAUUAUUACCAACGAGACGAUUGUGACAUACCACUGAUCUACAGUACAUACAUAGAAUGCUAGAUAGGGUUAAAACUUAUGAAGACAAGUCUACAAGGCCUGGGCGUUAAUGGGUGAGAAAUCAGAUAUCAAUUACUAUAUUUUGAUGUCAUUUUGUCG
Molecule: messenger RNA, 1904 nt
Organism: Suillus paluster
Lineage: Eukaryota; Fungi; Basidiomycota; Agaricomycetes; Boletales; Suillaceae
Exons: 11
Coding region: 128-1747 (539 amino acids)
Biological process (GO): GMP biosynthetic process
Cellular component (GO): cytosol
Molecular function (GO): ATP binding; GMP synthase (glutamine-hydrolyzing) activity; GMP synthase activity
Source: RefSeq, a predicted model, not a curated record